AUUACUUGAUAGAUAAGGAGAAAAUUGAAAUUGUACUUGUGGCGUCAUGAUUUAGGGUUUUAGCGAUGAAAGUCUACAAUUAUUUACUUUCUUCAGUCUUUAACAGUGUUCUCGACUAAGCAAGUAAAGUUUUUCACCAAGUGUAAAUCUGUUUUGCCUCUAUUUAUUUCAAGAAAGUCAGAGUCUUAGUGCCUCCAUCCUGUAGUGCAGCUCCCACCUUAUGUGAUAUCAGUUCUCCAUCCAUAACCAUAAGUUUCUUCUGUUUUUGAUUUUGCCGAUCAGACAACUACUCAAAAUGUCAGGUGUUUCGCUACUCAAGGAAGAUAUUGAACUCGGUGAAGACACCAUUACAAAUGAUUUUUAUUAUAAGAACAAUGUCAGCAAUGCUAGUGUCAACGUCCGCCUCGGAUUUUUACGGAAAGUCUACAGUUUGCUGUUAAUCCAGCUUCUAGCCACAAUUUCUGUCGGUGUUGCCUUUACCUUCAAUGCAAAAAUCAGACUGUAUGUCCACAACAAUGACUGGUUGGUCUCAUUGACAUUUUUGUUCGCUGUUAUUAUUUUGAUUGCUCUACACAUCAAUCGAAAGUCUCAUCCUUUGAAUUUAAUUCUUCUAGCAGCAUUUACUGUUGUUGAAGCUACAACUCUAUCUGUUGUGAUAACGUUUUAUGACCUGCAAGUUGUGUUGCAAGCCCUGGUUUUGACUUUUGUUGUCGUAACGAGUUUGACGGCAUUCACAUUCCAAACCAAGAGAGACUUUUCAGCUAUUGGACUUGGAUUAUUUGCCGCUUUAUUGAUCCUGGUUAUUGCCUCCUUCCUACAACUAAUCUUGGGCAGCACGUUCCUAGAAUUCCUCAUCGCUGCUGGAGGAGCUUUACUGUUUUCUCUAUUCAUCAUUUAUGACACUCAGAUGAUGAUGACUAAAGUGUCUCCUGAAGAGUACAUCCUUGCAACAAUCAACCUCUACCUCGACAUUAUUAAUUUGUUCAUGCAUUUGCUUCACCUGCUGGAAGUCAUCCGUCGUUGAUUCCUCUUCAUGCAGUCCGCACUGUGAUCCAGUGCACUUUUUCAGCAUAUAUCAUCGCACAAAGGUCCUUAGAACUUAUUGCACUACCCCAGAAAGAUAAGUUUGUUUCCUAUUUUCUUGUUUGAGGUAUGUAUUACAGCUUUCGCACUUUGUUAUUGCCUGAAUUGAAGAGUUCAUGUCACUGUUAUCUAACAGUAUUUUUUACUCCUUUGCAAAGAAGUGUUUUGAUAUUUAGCCUUUACAAAAUCAUUUAUCCACUAAAGUACUUUGUUACCUUAUAAUUUGAUGCAUUAAUGUAUCCAAAAAGAUACAAUCAUUGUUGCCUUGAAUUGAUCAUAAAUUUUAA
This is a messenger RNA of Bemisia tabaci, 1370 nucleotides long. RefSeq names its product protein lifeguard 4. Gene Ontology annotation, cellular component: membrane. Gene Ontology annotation, biological process: negative regulation of apoptotic process. NCBI's taxonomy places the organism in Eukaryota, Metazoa, Arthropoda, Insecta, Hemiptera, Aleyrodidae. The record is from RefSeq and is a predicted model, not a curated record.